Molecule: messenger RNA, 1273 nt
Organism: Dioscorea cayenensis subsp. rotundata (Guinea yam)
Lineage: Eukaryota; Viridiplantae; Streptophyta; Magnoliopsida; Dioscoreales; Dioscoreaceae
Product: probable uridine nucleosidase 1
Exons: 9
Coding region: 138-1160 (340 amino acids)
Biological process (GO): purine nucleoside catabolic process
Cellular component (GO): cytosol
Molecular function (GO): purine nucleosidase activity
Source: RefSeq, a predicted model, not a curated record
CGUAAGAGAAAAAAAAGAAGUAUAAAUUUCGAGGGAGAAGAGAGAGCGCGAGACGGAACCCUUUCGCUCGUCUCUCUCGUCUCUCUUCCUUGAAACCCUAGCAUUCGUUGAUCUUCGUCGAGGAGGAGUGGGGGGUAAUGGAAUCCUUUGGAGAUUUGAAUUCGAACUCACAUGGGCAUCUGGAGAUCGGGGGACAACCACUUUCGAAGAAGGAAAAAGUCAUCAUCGAUACGGAUCCUGGGAUCGAUGAUAGCAUGACUAUUUUGAUGGCUUUUCAAACACCAGAGAUUGAGAUUCUAGGUUUGACAACAAUUUUUGGCAACGUCAGUACAGAAGAUGCGACUCGCAAUGCUCUGCUUUUGUGUGAGAUUGCAGGGCGUUCUGGACUUCCGGUGGCACAAGGUAGUGAUGAGCCUUUGAAGAGGGGGAAGCCACGAAUUGCUGAUUUUAUUCAUGGUUCUGAUGGGUUGGGGAAUAUAUCACUUCCCCCUCCUAAAGGAAAAAGGAUCGAGAAAGGUGCCGCUGAAUUUUUGGUUGACAAGGUUUCUGAGUUCCCAAAUGAAGUAUCUAUACUGGCAUUGGGACCUUUAACAAAUUUAGCAUUGGCCAUCAAAAGGGACUCGUCCUUUGCUAGCAAGGUUAAGAGGAUUGUUGUCCUUGGCGGGGCUUUCUUUGCAUCUGGGAAUGUGAAUCCUGCUGCGGAAGCUAAUAUUUACGGGGACCCUGAAGCUGCUGAUAUUGUGUUCACAUGUGGAGCAGAUAUUCUUGUUGUCGGAAUAAAUAUCACCACCCAAGUUUGUUUAAAAGAUUCAGACCUCCUUGAGUUGAGAAACUCUAAAGGAAGAUAUGCGCAGCUCCUAUGUGAUAUGUGCCAAUUCUAUAGGGAUUGGCAUGUAAAAUCUGAUGGUGUCUACGGUAUUUUUCUGCACGACCCUGUUUGUUUUGCUGCACUGGUUCGACCGGAUUUAUUUUCAUUUAAGAAGGGUGUUGUAAGAGUUGAGACACAAGGCAUCUGUGUGGGACAUACCCUAAUGGAUCAAGGAUUGAAGAACUGGAACAGCAGUAACCCAUGGUCUGGCUAUUCACCGAUCUCAGUAGCAUGGUCAGUUGAUGUUCCCAGGGUUAUUUUAUUCGUUAAAGAGCUGCUCAUGAAACCUUGAAAUUUGAAUAUGAUUAUGUGUGAUCUAUUGAAUUAUUAUGUAUUCUGAAUACAUUACUUGUCUUGUUUAUUCAAAUGACAUUCGUCCACUUUUAAAAGAAUUCAAUCUUUGGA